Molecule: messenger RNA, 2656 nt
Organism: Sebastes umbrosus (honeycomb rockfish)
Lineage: Eukaryota; Metazoa; Chordata; Actinopteri; Perciformes; Sebastidae
Gene: plppr1
Product: phospholipid phosphatase related 1
Exons: 8
Coding region: 254-1228 (324 amino acids)
Biological process (GO): signal transduction; phospholipid metabolic process; phospholipid dephosphorylation
Molecular function (GO): phosphatidate phosphatase activity
Source: RefSeq, a predicted model, not a curated record
CUCACGCGCUCACACGCUGCGUGAUCCCCAUCACAAAAACCCGAGAGCUCCGCUGAGCCCAAUGGAGGAGUAGUAAGAUAGUACGAGUAGUAGCGGGAGCGCUCACAGGGUUUUCCUCCUUUCGCCUCCUUUUUUUCCUCCUCCUUUAUUUUCCUUUUUAAUGGAUUCGCCUUUUUUCUGGAAUAUUGCUUCAUCCCAGCGCGAGUGAGCUGCCGUGAAUCCCGAGAGGACAAGUCUCCCGACAGGAGACAAGAUGGCGUCCAACAACACGCUGCGCAGCUACUCCAUCAUCCCAUGCUUCAUCUUCGUAGAGCUCGUCAUCAUGUCCGGCACGGUGUUGUUGGCCUACUACAUGGAGUGCACGGACCUGUUCAGCGUGCACGUGCAGGGCUUCUUCUGCAACGACGCCGAGCUGAUGAAGCCCUACCCGGGCACGGAGGAGUCCAGCUUCAUCCCCCCUCUCAUCCUGUACUGCGUGGUGGCUGCUGCUCCCACCACUAUAAUUUUCAUCGGAGAGGUGUCCAUGUACGUGAUGAAAUCGACGAGGGAAGCUCUCCUAGCCCAGGAGAAAACCAUCGUGACAGGAGACUGUUGUUACCUCAACCCCCUUAUCCGACGCAUCAUACGCUUCAUAGGUGUGUUCGCAUUCGGCCUGUUCGCCACAGACAUCUUUGUCAACGCGGGCCAGGUGGUGACGGGAGGUCUGUCGCCCUACUUCCUGUCUGUCUGCAAGCCCAACUACACCGGCACCGAGUGCCGUUUCAAUCACCAGUUCAUCAUCAACGGCAACAUCUGCACCGGGAGCCCCGUCGUCGUGGAAAACGCUCGCCGAUCGUUCCCGUCCAAGGAUGCUUCGCUGAGUGUUUACUCCGCUGUUUACCUGACGAUGUACAUCACCAGCACCAUCAAGACCAAAUCCAGCCGCCUGGCCAAGCCUGUGCUCUGUCUGGGCACGCUCUGUUCGGCCUUCCUCACCGGCCUCAACCGAGUCUCGGAGUACCGGAACCACUGUUCGGACGUAGUGGCCGGAUUUAUACUGGGAUCAGCCGUUGCUCUGUUUCUGGGUAUAUGUGUUGUGAACAACUUCAAAGGCGUCCACAGUGCAGCAGCUAAACAGAAAACCGAAGACUACCGCGGUCUGCCUCUGAUGACUUUCCCCCGUGUAGAGAGCCCUCUGGAGACCCUCAGCGCACAGAACCACUCAGCAUCGAUGACGGAGGUCACAUGACUAAGGGGGCAGCACCGGGUCACGUUUGCGUCUCCACAGCACUUCCAGACACAAUGACGAGGACGCAUGCCACGUGGCUCCGAAUGCUUAACAAAAAAACACUGCUGAUAUAUCUGUUUAAUUCACCCCGAGGGACAAAAUGCACCGUGUUUCUAAUGGUUCUCAUCUAGUUGGGCUAUGCUCAAUUUAACCUGCCAAGGCACAGCUAUAGCAACAGUGGCAACAAUAUCACGAGGCAAACUUAAGCACAGAUUGUUUUUCCAGAUAUUUGAAGCCAUUCGAAACAUUCGGGACAUUUUUUCCCUCCAAGGUGCGCUGUUUGUAGUUAGAGGACGGUGUUUUGUACAUUUUUGUAUGAGCGAGUGCUGUAGCCUAUCCUGACGGUGUUAAACCCGCGCACUUCCUGUCGGCUGACUCACUCUGUUUUACAUCACAUCCUGUCAGGUGACUUGCCUUGUCGAUCACCACAUCUAUUCCCCCUCAGUCUGAAAAAUCUGCUAUGGAAAAAAAAUAUCGAUGUUGUUGUUCUGUGAUGUUUGUCAUUUGUACAGGAAAAAAAAAGACAGAAUCCUUCUUUUUAUUAUCUCUCUCUGUACAUUAACUGACCGUGUCAGGUCAUAUUUUGUAAAGAUUUUUGUCAAUCUGUAUGACUAUUAUGAUCCAUUUGGACCUGUUUGCCUGCUGUGUAAACCUGGAUAUGUUUUGGUAUCAGUUUAGGUGUUUUGGGGAACGAACCCUCCCCUCCCCUUUGGAGGAAACGACAAGGAAGAGUCAGUGACAUCCUCCGAGUCAGAAAAUGGGGUUUUGGCACUUGCGGUGCCGUGUUAUCAGCCACAAUGAAAGUGAAAUAGGUUGAAAUUCUCACUAUGAGUGUGUUUCACCCCGAUUUCCUGAUUCACUGUGAUGUUAAUAGGAUUUUUUUCUACAGAGAGGUCCAGUGGGGCUAGCCUGCGCCAGAUCUACCUGAAGAUUUCACUGGUAUGGCUGUACAAUUAAAUUUAAACUGAAAUCCCAGUAGAAGACAUCCUUAUAAAGUACAUGGAGAAAAAAGAGACAGAAAUGCUCUUUGGAGUGAAACUGAGUGACUUACUUAAGGCCUGGCUAGCCCUUUUUUAAUGGAAACCAGGCUAAUGACUCCUGCUUCACUUUUCCUCCUUGAGGCACCCCCUCCCCACCCCACCCUCCCCAACCCACCAGUGGAUUGUGAUGCAAUGUUGUGACUCCAUUUCCCAUUGGAAGAUAAUGCCCAGCAUGAAGAGAGAAGUCAAGAUGUUUUAUAGAUAUUCAUGAUUUCAAUUAUACUCAUUACCAUUGUGAUUAUGAACGUUUUUUUACUUUCAAAACAAAAAAAAGUGUUUCAUUUGAAAUGCUACAUAUAUAUAUUUUUUUCUUCGUUUGUCCACAAAAUUAAAUAGUCAGUAGCAACAA